Messenger RNA from Anguilla anguilla (European eel), 6383 nucleotides. Its product is annotated as SH3 and cysteine-rich domain-containing protein 2-like. The coding region runs from base 675 to 1916 and encodes 413 amino acids. Gene Ontology annotation, cellular component: extrinsic component of cytoplasmic side of plasma membrane. The transcript has 11 exons. Gene Ontology annotation, molecular function: protein binding. Lineage: Eukaryota; Metazoa; Chordata; Actinopteri; Anguilliformes; Anguillidae. The record is from RefSeq and is a predicted model, not a curated record. Gene Ontology annotation, biological process: positive regulation of protein localization to plasma membrane; skeletal muscle contraction; positive regulation of voltage-gated calcium channel activity.
UAACGUCCCAACAGUAGCCUGCUCCAAUCAGACUAUCCGGGGGUACAAGAAGGCAUAGUCUGACGUUAUAUUGAAUCAAACUCUUUCCAAAGGCGCGUAAGUGACCGCGGAUCAACUAGGCUACAUGGUUUGCCUACUCCUGCACUUCACCUGAAAAGGACCGACUGAAUCAAGACGGCUGCAUAUUCCAGACUUGUUCAUGCCAGCCGGUAUCACUGAAGAAAAAUCGGAUUCAUUCAGGGUCAGGGAAAAUGUUACAGUUUAUUUUAGAUCGAAAUACAUUUGCUUUGAUCUGUUUGUAUCAGGCGAUAUUCGGUUUGUGUUCUAGCAUUUUGAGGUGUCAGAGCCUGUAAAACAUGCAACUGAAUAAGAAUUUGAUUAUUUUGUAGAAGUGUUGUCUGCCGUGAGACAAUCGAAUCAUUCGCUUUAUCCUGCUUUUCAAGCACAUCAACCCGUUGCGUCUGUACCCGUUCAGUUUUUAUAUCGCUACAAUACCUUAUUUAUUAACGAACUUAUUUCACAGUUUGGCUAUGAAUAAGGAAACUGGGAAAACACUAAUGUAUACAUUAUAAUGCCAAGUGGAGACAAGGUGGGAAUACGGCGACAUCUCGUUUUGGCCACAGACCCUCUCUUGGACCAGACAAGUUCUACUCUUUGUCCCGACAAAAGUAAAAAUGACGGAAAACAACGAAAAGGAGAAUGAGCCGCAGAACCGGGACUUCCAGCGGUCGCCUGGAACAAUGUCCGUACAGCCUGAGUCCAAGCUGCAGCGUCUCAAGCGCUCUCUCUCUUUCAAAUCGGUGAUGCGGAGCAAGAGCAUGGAGAACUUCUUCCUGAGGACCAACAGCGAGGCCCGCCUCCCGCCCGACUUCAUCACCGACCCGCCGCCCCCGUCCCCGCCCCUCCUGCUGGAGUCCCCCCCGGGCGGCGACCGCUCCCCUUCCCUCUCCCCUUCCCUCAGCCCCAACCCCUCCCUCUGCUCCCACUCGCCCUCCCUGAGCCCCUCCCCGUCCCUGUCGUCCAAGCCCCCCGCCCAGCUCCGCCCCCUGAAGACGCACUGCUUCCAGGAGCAUGUGUUCCGCCGGCCCACCCACUGCCAGAUGUGCAAGCACAUGAUCGUGGGUAACUCCAAACAGGGCCUGCGCUGCAAAGCUUGCAAGCUGGGGGCUCACCUGUGGUGCUCGUCGGAGCUAUCCCAGCAGCCCUGCAAUGGCAAGUCUGGAGCCUUCAAGCGGAACUUCAGCUCGCCGCUGCUGGUCAACGAUCAGCUCGGGGUGGUUCAGGAGGCUCCCGCCAUCCAAGAGGCUGCUGCAGGGAAAGGGCGUGUGGACCCGGUGUACGAGGCCCUGCGCUACGGCACGUCUCUGGCGCAGAUGAGCCGCUCCAGCAUUGGCAGCAUCUCCGAGUCGCCCACCCCCAGCAUGGGAGAGGGCGGUGAAGAGAAGGUGGAGAGCCAGCCUCAGAUUGUGGAGGAGGAGACCGUCCAGGAGCCGGAGGUGCUCACACCCCCAGAGUCUGAGGACCAGCUCAGUCUGAAGGCUCCGAAGCGGAUUGAGGUUCACACGGUCCACACGUACGUGGCGCUGUACAAAUUCCUUCCUCAGGAGAAGAAUGACCUGGAGUUGCUGCCUGGUGAUCGUGUGCAGGUCAUUGAUGACUCGAAUGAAGAUUGGUGGAAGGGUAAAUGUGGAGACAGGGUGGGCUUCUUCCCUGCCAACUUUGUCCAGAGAGUGCGCCCUGGCGAGCGUGUGUGGAGAGUCACCCAGGCCUUCUACGGGAGCCGGGAGAAAGGCCAGAUGACUGUGAAGGCGUCCCAGAUCUGCGUGGGGAAGAACGAGGACAACGACGGCUUCCUGAAGCUGACCAGCGGGAAGAAGAGAGGCCUGGUCCCCAACGAGUCCCUGGAAGAGAUCUGAGCACCCUGCGCGAUCCAUUUCCCGCCUGCCCCCCCCACCCUGAAAACCACAGGUUUUACCCUGCGCAGGGCAGGACACCCCCCCUUACAGUCCCACCCCAAAAGCCUGAACCCCACCACGCUCACGGGGGGAAAACGGUGGGGUGCCGGCGGGGCAGCUCGGAGUCCCCAAACCUCGGAGCUGUUAGAGAAGGGGUGCAGCCGAACCCUGCUGCCCCUCGCUUGCCCCCCCACCCCCCAGCAGUGACGUUGCACCCCGCACUUCUGCAGUGAAAGACACUGGGCAGCGGGAAACUGGGCAGAGCGCUACAAGGCUAGCUUGCCUGCGGGGCCCCUCGCACCCCCCGCAGCUUCUCCGACGGCAGGAAGGACAGUCGCCUUUUUUCAGGGACCGUAGGAGGCCUCCAGCUCUCGCGGCCGCCCGCCGCUUCGCCGCCAGGCUGCCGGAGGGAAGCAGCUGGACCUGCGGAGUGGCCCUGCAGAUUUCCAGGAGGGGGUUUAUUCAUUUAAGUUCGGCUUUCUUCUCUGACCUCCGUCAUCGGUGGCGUGGCCUUCUUCAGGACACAAACCUGCUCAUGCAGCUGGGACAGAAGGGGGACUGCGGGGGGGGUACUGUGACACCCAACCAAAAGCCCUCAUGUCGUUUCAUGGGGAUGUAGCAGUCUAGCACCUGAGACUAAGUGCUCCUUAGCAUGUGUUUUAUUUCCGAAAAUAGGUUUUUCUCGGGGUCCGCGGUACGCUUGUCCCCGGACCCACUGGAACCUCAGGUCUUGCCUUUCUUGUUAAUAGCAAUCAAACUAAUUUAGCACACGGAGGUGAUGGGGAAGACUGUAAUGCUGGCGGAGAGAAGAGAGUCUUUUGUGUCUUUUCGUAUGUCGCACUUGUGGAAAAUCCAUUGCCUCCUCCAUAUAUGGGCACAGGGACCAGGUGCAUGGGGAAAUGAAACCAUAUUCCACCAGUCACUCUGUCUCACAACACGCAGAUGCUAUAAUGAGAAAUAGAGAGUAUAGGACUGGCCCAUCCGGGCAUGAGGGGGGUGGAGUGGCUCCGAGACACAGCCCAUGUCCUGCGUUUCUUUACGACAGAAGUGUGGAAACGGCGGUGGGUUUUCUGUGCUAAAGUGAAUGUGCAGUCUGUGAGUCUGUGUGCACCUGUAUAUUCUGUGCGUCCCUCGUCACACCCCGUUAGGGUCUCUCCUCCCCGUGUCCUUCCCCGCAGCCCAGGGCCGGGACUCUUUCCAGCUCCAUUUAGACUCCAGCAGCUCGGCUCGCUGUGUCCAUCUGUGUCCGCUUUUCCCUCGGGCUAGGGUACCCAAACACACAGGACCGCAAGGGCUCAAAGACCACACAGCUCAAAGACCACACUGCUCAAAGACCACACUGCUCAAAGACCACACAGCUCAAAGACCACACUGCUCAAAGACCACACAGCUCAAAGACCACACAGCUCAAAGACCACACUGCUCACUGUCACACAACGCAGUCACACUGCUCACUGUCACACUACAUACUGUCACGGCAUAGUCACACUGCUCACUAUCACACAGCAUACUGUCACACAUUCACAAUAUUACAUAGUCACACUGUCACACAGCAUACUACCACACAGUACACAGUCAUACAGCUCAAAGCUAUACAGCACACUGUCACACUGUACACAGUCACACCGUUACAUAGUCACACAGCAUACUACCACACAGUACACAGUCACACAGCUCAAAGCUAUACAGCACACAGUCACACUGUUACAUAGUCACAGUCACACAGCAUUGUCACACAGGAUAGCUUGAACACCACACCGCCUGGGUUCACACAGCACAGACCCAACGACACAGGCCUGAUGCAGCCAAGCCGCACUGAUGCAGUCACACAGUUCAGACGCAGCCAUGCUGCCCCGCCCAGACGCACCCAAAAGCAGACAGAAAGACAACACAGCACAACCAGGAAUAUAAUGCACUCGAGUAUUCACCAAGGACAUCCAGCACAGCCAAGACAAGGGUAUUUACAGAUUCAGAUUACAUCAUUCCUUAUAUCAUUUUGUCACUCAAUACCACACUCAGUGUCUACUUUGAGAGGUCAGACUGUUCCCCUUCCAUUAAUUCCUGAGGAAGAGAGCGAGUAGGGUGAGUUUCAGCAUAGAGAGAGCCAGCAGGAUGAGUUUCAGCAUGCACGGGGGCCAUUAAAGACUGCGAAGAGAGAUCCUGUCAGUCGGCACAAGCAUAUACCACGCGCUUGGGCACAACAAUGCAUGCAUGGCACAUGCACACACGAUAGCAGCCACAGCGGCACUUUGUCCGCCAGACAAAUGGAAAGCUGGCUGUCAGCCCCUGUACCGUACAGUAAAGGAGAACAACUGGGUAUGGAAAACGAGAAACAGGCUCUUUGAUGCACCCUGUCAGGCAGGCCGGCCUUUGAACGUAAUGCAGGGAUGAGGUUGCCAGAUGUUAAGAGCGAUGCAGGCCUUUGGACAGAUCUACUUUGUGUUCAGUUCAACUGUGGAGUCAAAACGGAGAACUGGCAGCCAGUUUGUUUGCAGGGGCACCCGACACAAGGCAGCCAACAUUCCGCGUUCCCAACAACAACCCAAUAGCACAGUACGUUUCAGCAGAAGUUUUAUUUGGUUGGUCCCUGAUUUUUUUUUACUAUUUUCAUCAGUCCUUGGGGUCUCCAUGAAGAAUGCUCAUCAUGUCCUGCAAAUUUGAUUCAUCUCUUGAGUUUCAGGAGGUUUUAGUGUUCUGAGCGUUUCUGGGCACGGAACGGUUCAAAACAAGUCAAGCGAAACGCCGCAGACACAGCCCAGGAGACGCUCCUCCUGGCCGAUUCGGACUCCUCCGUUCCAGGUGGGCAUUGACUCUGAUCUGGAGCUCAGCUCCGGCCCCAUUGUGUAACCGGAUGCUGCAUUAAAGGAGCCCUGCUGUUACGCCUCUUCGCCCUGCAGGAACACCAGGGUCCGUCUGGGUCAGGACGGAUCGUGCCUCUUUGCUUUCUCGGGGACGGAUCCUACCCCCCUCCUUUGCUGAAACCUGGACAAGAUGUGAUCUGUGUGAACCCCUGAUGCGGAAAGAGAGAGAUAUAGUGAUGAGGGCGGGGGGGGUGAGGUGGGAUGGGGGCUCCUGCGUGAUGUGUCUUUAGCCCUCAGAUAGCCCCGCAGUGUUCCUGGGCCUGCACUGCUCUCCAGUGUGUGGUAGACUCCUUCUAACAGGGAACCGCAUUUCCCUUCAGCCUCUACUCUGAAGGUUUACUGCAGAGGUCACUGUAUCUGUGCACUCUGCAGCACCAUUCAUAAAUACCCACAGUGCCCUAGGGCAGGGGAGGAGCUAGACCCAAAUUAAUCUCGCUCCUCGGAGCGUGUACUUUUUCCGUUGGUGUUGAGCGGACAACGGACACAGAUUAUAUUGCGAAAUGAUAUGGAGUCAUUUGUCUUGCCGUGAAGGUACAGGCUUGGUCCGCGGGACACAGAUGAAUGUGGCAGGAGUUUUAACCGAGGCAGGUGGUGCAGAGUAAGAGCGGUCAUUUGCUUCUCAACUGGAAAGAGCUUUUAAUCUCAACGCGAAUUUGAGAAUUCACGGUCAAAUGAAGGUCAAGUAAAGAAAAUCCAAAUGGCCGCCAUUUUAGGCACCUGACAGAAUUUGCGAUGAUGGAGUAGGCUAUAUUUUAGCCAGAUUUAUUUAUUUGUUUAUUUAUUUAGCUGUGAUGGCAAGCGGCCUUGCACUUGGCAAUAAUUACAUAGUCUAGGUUUCCUUUCUUUGUAAUAUGUGAAUGUGUCUAUAUGUGUAAUGUAAAUAGAACUGAGGAAUAUGUGUAUUUUACCCUCAUUGUGUGCUGUGAAAUGUUCACCAGUAGAUCUCUGUUGUAUGUGAUGAGAAAAGAGCAGCUGGUAUGGAGAUGAUGAUGUUAUUAUAGCAUGUCUGUCGUCUUUGAUUGCUCACAUGAACAGACCUUUACUGUGCACAUGCACCAAGCUAAUUACCUAGUAAGUCAGCAGUGUGAAGUCUCUGUGACAGGCGACCCAUCGCCCUGAUGGGUGACAACGACACAGGGACUUUUACCGUCUCCGAUUGGUUGAAUCGGUGGCAGUGUUGCCACUAUCCCGAAUCCAGUAAUUACAUGCUAAUUGGGAAAGCCAUUCCAAUCACUGUGUUCCGUUUUGACUCAAGUCCAUGUCUCCCGUCACUGAAGUAAUAACAGGAUGCAGGAACUCAGAAUCUCCUUAGUGUUUAUUCUGAGAUGCAGGUGGGAUUUAUAUCUUGUAAUGAGAUGCAUGGAACUCACUGAUACUGGGGCACCAUGUGACAUCUGUUUGUGAUGUCAUUGAGAUGGGUUUGCCCGGCAAUGGGCGGACAGCCCAUAAUAAACAUUCGCACAGAGAUCCGUGCUGCUCCACGCCCACCUCCCCCAAAACCGUAUGCAUGGUAGCCUGGACUGGGAAUCACUGUAACGUCACUUCAAUAAAGACAUUUAGCACACCA